Ascochyta rabiei is the source of this 537-nucleotide messenger RNA. RefSeq lists its product as uncharacterized. Bases 1 to 537 code for a protein of 178 amino acids. NCBI's taxonomy places the organism in Eukaryota, Fungi, Ascomycota, Dothideomycetes, Pleosporales, Didymellaceae. The record is from RefSeq and is a predicted model, not a curated record. The transcript has a single exon.
AUGCUGCGCAUCCGCCAAAAGCGCCCGUCCAGAGGCGUGACUUUCGCGAAGCUUCAGACACAAGCUUUAAACAGCAAAUCGGCUUCUAUAUCUAAGACCACAGAGGCUGCGAUAACCCAGAAGUCUAAAUCCACAUCGAGACAUUCUCGCAAUGCAUCUGCGACAACUCCCAAUCGCUCAUCGCAACAUCCGUCCGACCAAGCCCCGAAAGUCAGCAACCGGCAACGGCGGCUGGCAUCCCUCUUCAUGGCGCUCAUGGCAUCGAGUUCGCUCCCAAUUGAGACAGAUGCAGAGACACUCGAAGCUGCGCAAAAAGAUAGCAUCGCGCCAAAGGCACCGACAGAUAUCAAGCACAAGCGCAAGGCCAGCACGGAUCGAGUGCAGGAGAUCAGGGCGUCAAGGUGGAAACGAUUCCGAUAUGAGAUGGGCUUAGGGUCGAGGAGAAAGGGCAAGGCGAGAAGGCGUGACGGGAUCGAUUUGGACGAUCUGGUGGAGCUAAGAGGUGAGGAGAGGAGGAAGGGCGACGAUAUGGUUUGA